Molecule: messenger RNA, 1587 nt
Organism: Phialemonium atrogriseum
Lineage: Eukaryota; Fungi; Ascomycota; Sordariomycetes; Cephalothecales; Cephalothecaceae
Product: SH3 domain-protein
Exons: 1
Coding region: 1-1587 (528 amino acids)
Molecular function (GO): protein binding
Source: RefSeq, a predicted model, not a curated record
AUGGCGGCGAUCAUGUCGCCAUCAUCAUCAUCUCCUGCGACUUCGCCGCCGGCCAUUCCAUCUCCCGGCUCGAACCCGAACCCGAACCAUCCGCCACUACCACCGCUAAUCACCUCACCGCCCGCUCGCAGAAGCACCCUGCCACGCCCCAUGUCUCACGCCUCCAAGAAUCGACUCUCACAAUACUCGACGGGUUCGAUCCCCUCUCGGUCGCGGCCGCCCUCCCACAUUUUCCCCAUCUUCCCGUCCAGCCUGCCUUAUACUCUUGUGCGCGACUUCGCCUACCCCGCUGGGCACCCGCUGCAUUAUGGGCCUCCGCCAGAACCCUCGGGACCCCCCUCGGGAAUGACCACCCCGGUCAGCGAACAGCGACGGCUAUCAGACCCUCCGGCGUCAUGGGAGAGCAGGAUGGGCUGGGACUCCGGGUCGUGGGGGAACGAAGGCUUCGGGAGAGCGAAUGACCUACCACCGAUGCAAUUUGCGGAUGGCCCGCCGUGGAGCGAGGAUGAGGACCUCCAGAGUCCCGUGGUCAGCUCGCGACACAGGAAACACAAGUCCUCCUCGGGCGCAUACGGCCAUGGAAGGACUCGAAGCGGGCGGGAUGUCCAGGCAUCAAGCCAUGGCGGCUCUGAUAUUCUCAACCCGGACAACUUCGACAGGGAAAGGGGAUACUACGUCGGUACAAGCGGUGACGGCAGCGAGAGGUACUACGUGAACCAGGGAGACGAAGCAAACGGCCCCGGAGGGGAAUAUGUCACAUACCCUCCCGACGCGGCACGCCACACCAACAAUCCUUACCAUCUUGCCGGCCGACCACCUCAGCAGUACAUUGACCACGAUGCGGGAUAUCGAUCCGAGUCUGACGAAUCGAGUGCUGCCUCGUCCCCCGGUUAUCCCGAAGAGGACCAGUCGAGAUACUCGCGAGACUAUCAAUUCACAAUCACAUCUCCCGACGAGGAGAUGCACGGCAAAGCGGUGGCAUUGUUUGAUUUCGAACGGGAGAACGAGAACGAGUUACCGCUCGUAGAGGGCCAGAUCAUCUGGGUCUCUUACAGGCACGGCCAGGGCUGGUUGGUCGCCGAGGAUCCCAAGACGCAGGAGAGUGGCCUUGUCCCCGAGGAGUACGUCCGCCUCCUCCGCGAUAUCGAGGGCGGCAUGAACAGUCUCACGGGCAACCUGGCAGAAAGCCCCGCGAGCCCCAACGAGGUUGGGACGCCGACUCAGGCCGAACAUCCCCAUUUCGGCCAUACCCCUACUCCCAGCAACGUCAACGGGUAUCACCAGCCUGUAGUUUCGACCUUCUCCACCUCUAGCAAGGAUCUAGACCCUUAUCCGCAGCAUCUCUUGGGCACGCAGGCGGGCCAGGCACCGCCCCAAGUUGUCCAUUACCACGGGCAAAGGGGCGGCAGCCAAGCCAACACUCCCACCCUCCUGUCCCAUCAAGACGUGGGCAUGAUGCGACGCGAAAGUCUGGACACAACAGCCAGGAAGAACGACAUGACCACGGUCGCGGAGGCACUUGGUGAUCCUGCACUGACGGACUCUCCCGCCAUCCCUGAUGGGGACAAGAUGGACACCGACCAGUAG